This is a messenger RNA of Poeciliopsis prolifica (blackstripe livebearer), 5354 nucleotides long. RefSeq names its product ADAMTS-like 2 (gene adamtsl2). Lineage: Eukaryota; Metazoa; Chordata; Actinopteri; Cyprinodontiformes; Poeciliidae. Gene Ontology annotation, cellular component: extracellular matrix. Bases 169 to 2967 code for a protein of 932 amino acids. The record is from RefSeq and is a predicted model, not a curated record. The transcript has 19 exons. Gene Ontology annotation, biological process: extracellular matrix organization.
CUAUCCCUCCUCACUCCACAUUGACAGCAGCUCUCAUCACAACUCAACACUGCUGUCGCCGGCAGGCUGAAGCACUUUCAGGCACACACACACGUUGAAUCCCACUCACUGACGCUGAGUGGCAUCUUCAGCACACACCAAGACGCCCUUGGACUGCUGCAGGCGAGGAUGAGGGUGUGGUCAUGGGAGCAGUUUGGGGAGACAGGUGUGGUCCUCUUCGGCUUCCUGACCCUGGCCAUGUCUGUGGGAAACCUGUCCUCCAGAGGCCUGCAGGAGGAGGGCGCUGCGUCCAACAGCCUGGAGGACCAGCAGGAGGUCACCACCUACUGGUGGGGCGAGUGGGCCAAGUGGACGGCCUGCACCCGGACCUGCGGCGGGGGGGUGAUGUCCCAGGAGCGCCACUGCCUCAAACAGAGAAAGAAAGUUGCUGCUGGAAAGGACAACAUGACCUGCACAGGAACGGCCAAGAAAUACCAUCUCUGCAACACCGGAGACUGUCCCACCUCUGGGAGGAGCUUCCGGGAGGAGCAGUGCUGGUCGUUUAACUCGCAGCGUUACAGUGGGAGGAACUACCAGUGGAAACCUCUCUAUCCGGAUGAUUAUGUUCAUAUCUCCAGCAACCCCUGCGACCUCCACUGCACCACGACCGACGGCCAGCGGCAGCUCAUGGUGACGGCGCGAGACGGCACCUCCUGCAAGUACAGCAGCUACCGCGGCGUGUGCGUGGACGGGACGUGUGAGCCGAUCGGAUGUGACGGGGUUCUGUUUUCCUCCAACACGCUGGAUAAAUGCGGCGUUUGCCAGGGAGACGGCAGCAGCUGCAGCAGAGUCACUGGAAACUUCCGGCGUGGAGCCACAACGCUGGGUUAUUCUUUCAUCACCCAAAUCCCUGAUGGAUCCUGGGAUAUCCAGAUCAUCGAGAGGAAGAAAUCAGCCGAUGUUCUCGCUGUGACCGACCAGGCAGGAAACUUCUUCUUUAACGGCGCCUACAAGUUGGACAGUCCCCAGAACUUCCACGCCGCGGGAACCAUCUUCAAGUACCGGCGGCCCAUGGACGUUUACGAGACUGGGAUCGAGUACGUCGUGGCCAAGGGCCCCAUCGACCAGGCCAUAAACAUCCUGGUGUGGAACCAGAACGGCCGGACGCCCUACAUCUCCUACGAAUACACGGUGCUGCGGGACUCCCUGCCGCCCGUCCCGCCGCCGCCGGUCUACACCGGGUCGGACACGUCCACCGCCGAGGUGUCUGUGGAGGAGGACAGCCCCGCGUCGCCCAACGGCAGCGUCUACCAGCAGAAGGUCCCCGGGGGCCCGCUGGAGGCGGGCGGGGCCGACGGGCCCAAGGGCCAGGAGACCAACGAGGUGUUUGAGGAAACGACGGCCCUCAACUGCGAGGAGGACGAAGCCGGGCUGCAGAAACUCACAGGAAACAGCAGCCAAACUCACGGCACCGCCAAGCCUCCCCUUGAUGAUGGCGCCCUGGACUCGGGGUCGGACUCCACCAACCUGAUCUGGCGGGUUCUGCUGAACGGACGGAUGGGUCCGGAUGAGCUGCUGAUCAACAUCUCCACCAACCAGCUGCUGACGGAGGGCGACGCCCUGUUCCCCCCCGAGGCGGGCCUGAGCGACCCGCAGCGGCCGGCCGGCCCGCUGGACCUGAACGACACGCUGGAGUUCGCUCUGGGCCACAGAGGCAACGACAGCGGGGACAACCAGAACCACACGGCCCAGACCGGCGCCGGCCGCUUCAACAGAACCAGGGGGAAUCAGAGGCUCUUCCAGAAGAGUCUGAGCGCUGCAGACAUGUACCGCUGGAAGCUUUCCUCCCAGGAGCCGUGCAGCAUGACCUGCUCCAUCGGCGUGUCCAAGUCCUUCGUCACGUGUGUUCGCUACGACAGCGUGGAGGUCCACGACAUGUACUGUGACCCUCUGACUCGGCCGGAACCGGUCCACGACUUUUGCAUCGGCAGAGCGUGUCAGCCGAGGUGGGAGGCCAGCAGCUGGAGCGAGUGCUCCCGGACCUGCGGCGAGGGCUUCCAGUUCCGGCAGGUCCGCUGCUGGAAGAUGCUGUCCCCGGGCCUGGACAGCUCCGUCUACAGUGACCUCUGCAUCAUGGCCAACCUGGAGCGCCCCCCGGAGAGGCGCGCCUGCAAGAGCCCCACCUGCGGCCCGCAGUGGGAGGUGGCGGAGUGGACGGAGUGCCCGGCCAAAUGCGGCCGUAGAGCUCAGGUGACACGAGACGUCCGCUGCUCCGAUGAGACCCAACCCUGUGACCCCAUGACCCAGCCGCCAAACCUGAAGAACUGCACAGGGCCGCCCUGCGAGCGCUACUGGACCGUGUCGGAGUGGGGCCCCUGCUCCGGGUCGUGUGGCCACGGCCGGAUAGUCCGACAUGUUUACUGUAAGACCCCCGAGGGCCGCGUGGUUAAUGAACACCAGUGUUCCCUGGAGAACAAGCCUCUGGCCAUCCACACCUGUGGAGGCAGGGACUGCGCUCCGCACUGGCUGAGCCAGGACUGGGAGCGGUGCAACACGACCUGCGGCCGCGGAGUGAAGCGGCGGAUCGUCCUCUGCGCCGGUGUCACCGGAGGAAAGUUCCAGACGUUUAACGAAGAGGCGUGUGGAGGCAGCCAGAAGCCAGAGGUCGAAGCCACGUGUUUCGAGAGGCCGUGCUUCAAAUGGUACACCACGCCCUGGUCCGAAUGCACAAAGACAUGCGGCAUUGGUGUGAGGAUGCGGGACGUGAAGUGCUACCAGGGCAGGGAGCUGAUCCGGGGCUGCGACCCGCUCACCAAGCCAGUGCCCAUGCAGACGUGCACGCUGCAGGCCUGCCCCACCGAGCCUCCAGAUGAGAGCUGUCAGGACCGGCCCUCCACCAACUGCCUGCUGGCUCUGAAGGUGAACCUGUGCAGCCACUGGUACUACAGCAAGGCCUGCUGCCACUCCUGCCGAGCCGUUCGGGCGUGACGGACCGGGACGCCGCAACUACAGCGUCGCUGCAGCAUCGCUGCAGCUCCCUUCACUAAAACACACUAAUGUCUCCACUGUUUCCCUCGUCUGGUCAAAUUUCUGUUGACCUGUUCAGCUUUUUAGUUAAAAUUAGCAGUGAUUAGCUUAGAUUGUUUUAAUAAAGAUGUUGACUUUGGAGGGCCGUUUGUAAAGUUACAGUCAAAAAUGAACAGAAAUAAUUUGGGUUAUUUAGCCUGUAAUAAUAGAAAACAAUGGGGGUUAAUUUCACAGACAUAUUUUCAUCAGGUUUUGUUUAUUCAUUUAUUAAUGUCACAGAUUCAAGCUGAAUAGUUAAAUCCAAACUCAACAUUUAGAUAUAUUUAGCUUGAAGCAAAAUAUUUAAUUUGAAGCUAAACAUUUAGCUUAACAGCUAAAUAUGAAAUUUUGUAACCAAAUAUUUAGACAGCUCCACAAUAAAUACUUAAAUAUUUAUCUCACUAGCUAAAUAUUUAGGUUGAUGCUAAAUAUGAAACAUAAAUAGUUUGGAGCUAAAUGUUUUACUAAUUAAAUAUUUAAUCUAGUUAAAUAUAUAGCUUUUGGAGCAAAAGAUUUAGUUAACUUCACACUAACUAUUUAGCUUGCGAUCUGAAUAUUUCAUUUAGAUUGUUCCAUAAAUAUUUAAUUUGAGGCUAAACGUUUAGCUUGCUAGCUAAAUACUUAGUUUGGAGCCAAAUAUUUAUUUGCCAAGAUAAAUAUUUGACUCUAAGCUGCAUAAUUAGUUUUCUAAAUAAAAACCUCGUUUGACAUUCAGAAAUAAGUGACUAACAGUUUCAAUAACUGACUGGAUAACUUUACAAACAGCUCUCAGUAGCAGUGAUCAUGUUUCAUCCUCUUGUUUUCAUCCUUAAAUUGAAACUCAUCGCCCCCUGCUGGCUUGGCAUGCUUACUGCAGCGCUGUUUGGAUUCUUGUCCAGAUUCUUGAGAUGUUUUUGUUCGGAUAAUAUCCGGGACAGUCCAAUCGAGGCCUUAUGUUUUUAAAGCAGCUACUGUGAAUAAUGAGAAAACGUUUUUAAAAAGCAGAACUUUAUGACAUGAUUUUGUUUCCUUUUUGCUCCAUAGUCCUUUAGUAUCAGUUGUUAUUGAUUACUUAUCAUUUAUCAGUUCUGCUGUCGAGCCGAAGAUGAAGAUAAUUUUUCACCUUCUGUCGUGUUCUUCGCUACAGCAAAAACCCUAAAUUAUUUCCCAGCUGAAUAUCCUGCAUGACUUUAUAACAGAAAGUGUUGAUAUAUUUAACGUGGGUUUGGCGUCCGGCUCGCUGCAGCACCUUGUCAGAAACUUUCCCGUUGGACCCGCCUGCACCGUGCGGGAGCGUAUUUAUUAGUCGUAGCACAUUUUCAUUUAUCGUGACGGUCCCGACGCCAGCUGGCGGUUCUGUCGGGUCAACUGAUGCCAGUUCUGGUCUGGUUCUCUGGAGCGCAGACAGACAGAUUCCUGACACUUGAAGUAUGGCUGAAAUGUACUCAGAUGUGUAUUGAAAACUGUUGCCUACUGUGUGUUUUAUAUAACUGAUACCUCUUUGUACAAAACUGAAGUAUGAACAUUGUGUACUGUUAAUAUUAGCUGAAAACAUGAAGGUACUUUAAUUUCCAUUAAAUAACAGUUCAAAUGAGAAUAUUUUCUAUUUUUUUUCUGAAUUUAUAAACAUCCAGAUGUGAGACUGUGGGUCAUUUUUAUCUAUCUUUUUAAAUCUGUAGCUUUUGUCUCUGUUCUCUCUCUGACUCAAACUGCUUUACUGAAAUGAACUUCUUUAAAAUGUUAAAGUUUGAAAAAGAUCAAAAAUUCCCAGCUUGACUUCAAAACUUACGACGGCGUUUCGAGGCCAUAUUACGAAAAAAAUCAAAUGAUGUGAAAAAAGUGAUAAAAUUACGAGAAUUAAAUUGCAAUACUUCAUUCUGGUAUUUCUUGGACUUUAUUCUCAUAAACAGAAUCUUCACAGACAAUUUCUACAAAAAGUUUCACUUUAUUUGUUUUUGUGAUUAAAGUUUAUGUUCUGCUAUUAUUCAUGUCAUAUCCUGAAAAACAGUUUGAUUUAAUAUGUAUCAUAUGAAUGUUUUGUGUUCUGGACCUGCAGCCGGUUCAGCAUUUAGAGGCAGGAUGCUGAGGACCACAGGAAUCAACAUGUUGAGUUUUUAGGACUUUAAGUGAAAACAAACACGAAGUGAAAUUUGUGCUAAUAUUAAUAUUUAAACAGUGGAUCUCCAUCACUUACAGGAAUAACACAAAGAAGCUAAACUUGCAUUCUAAUAAGUUUCAUCUGAAAAUUUAAUCUAUUUACCAAUUUAUGUGAAACAUUGUCAGAAUUAUUUUGUUUCCUUCAACCGAAUAAAAUCUCUUAAAAUAUGAAA